Molecule: messenger RNA, 1207 nt
Organism: Osmia bicornis bicornis
Lineage: Eukaryota; Metazoa; Arthropoda; Insecta; Hymenoptera; Megachilidae
Exons: 2
Coding region: 468-1079 (203 amino acids)
Source: RefSeq, a predicted model, not a curated record
GCGUUUAUCACAUGAUUAUGUUAAUUAUUUUAACGCUUUUAUUAAAUAAUUGGAUUUAUGAUAUUUGCUGCAGUUAAACUGCAAUUCCAAAGUCAGUGCUUUUUCACUAGACGAACGGACACUAUGACGCAUGCUAUACAUACAUACUUAUGUAUACUUAAAUGACCUCUAGAGGGAGUUUACAGUUUACCCAAGUUUACCCAAGUUUACCGCACAUAAGAAUUGAACUCCCAUGUUGUCAAUAGUUAUAAAGGUUAUGUUAAUUACCAAUUUGUUGAUCCACAAUACAGAAAAUAAUUUCUAACAAUAUAAAUUACACAUAUAUAUAUGGAAAUAUUGAACUGAAAUAAAACCGUAUUUUGAAUUUAACGGUUACACCAUAAAUAUGAAUAUUACACUAUAAAUUAAGUAGUUAUAAAACCACGUUAAAACGUCACAUAUUUUAGAUUUUAUACAAUAGUUGAAAUAUGAGUACUCAAAAAGGAAAUUCUAAUCGAUCAAGACCACAGAAAUAUCAAAACAAAAGUGCUUUUAAAAAUGAUUUGCAUGACAAAUCGAAUAAAACAAAGCUCAUUAAUAAAAUUGAGGUUGCCAAUGUGUGUGAAAAAUGUAAAAAAAUAAUUGAAUGGAAAAUUAAAUACAAAAAAUACAAACCACUGAAGACCCCAUCAAAGUGCCUAAAGUGUGAACAAAAAGCAAUAAACAACGCUUAUCACAAAUUGUGUUUACCUUGUGCUAAACAAUUUGAAGUUUGUCCAAAAUGUGGUGAGGAAGGUAAUAUCAUUGAAGGAAAGCCAAGUAAAGAAGAUGCUAUUAAGUUAGAUGCAGAGUUACAAAAUGUUCUUAAAGGAUUACCAGAACGAAAGCGUAGAACAUUUAUACGUUAUAUAAAUCAAAAUGCAAAAGAUAAAAAUAAUAAAAAACAAAACAAAGAACAGGGUCAAGAAAGUAAACAAGAAAAAACUUCCAUAGAUACUGUAACCAGAGAAGAUUUGUUAUUAAAAUUAAAAUCGUUGGUUGUUAGUGAAGAGAAUGAUUACAAUAAUGAUUUUGAUAGUGAUAAUAAUUCAGAUUUAUAGUCAAGUUUUGUUUUAAAUAAUAUCGUACAGAAAUUAUUUAUUGGAAGAUUUCUUGUAAAUUCAUUUUACAGAUUUUCUAAUUUCAGUACAGGUCUUUUAUAAUAAAAUAUUUAUAUCAGUUUUUCCUA